Vicia villosa (hairy vetch) is the source of this 867-nucleotide messenger RNA. RefSeq lists its product as uncharacterized. Gene Ontology annotation, cellular component: nucleolus. Gene Ontology annotation, biological process: ribosomal large subunit biogenesis. The transcript has 3 exons. The record is from RefSeq and is a predicted model, not a curated record. The coding region runs from base 99 to 614 and encodes 171 amino acids. Lineage: Eukaryota; Viridiplantae; Streptophyta; Magnoliopsida; Fabales; Fabaceae.
GACGCACAUUUCAUUCGAUUUGAUCUGAAACCAUAAACCCUAAUCACAUACUCGAAAAACCCUAAUUCGCAGACGCAGAGAGAUAACAGAGGAAGAGAAUGGGAGGAUCUCGAAGAAAAUACAAGAAUUCUCGACCUAAGGUUCGUGUGGGUCUUCCAAAGAAGAAUCCUAAAGUUGUGAAACCCGCCUUCACCAUUCCUCCCAAACUGUUACAAUCCCUUGUAGAAGACCCUAAAUGGGACGAGAAAGGUAGCGUCACCCAAAACUAUAACUCCUUCGGCGUCGUCAAUGACCCUAACUCCCUCACCGAUUCUCUUCAAGCUCCUUCUGUUUCCGAUGACCCCAACGAUUCCGGCAGUGACCUCGAAGAAGACGAUUUGAAAUCGGCAUUGGGAAAGAGAAGAAGAGAUGGCAAAAAUGCACUUCCUCAACCUUUGACUUCGAUUCAGCGUCUUUAUAUUAGUCGGCUAGUUGAGAAAUAUGGAGCUGAUUUUGAGAGAAUGAUGAUGGAUAUAAAGCUAAAUCCUAUGCAGCAUUCAGUUGCAACUUUAGAGAAAUUGUGCAUGAGCUAUUACAUAUAUAAGAACAAGAAUCCGCUGAUCGUUGGAAGAUGAAAUACUUUGAUUGUGAACUAGUGCAGUGCUGUCGAAGUUGUGAGUUGUAACGUUGAUCAUGAAUAGGUGAAAUGUUGUUACAAUGAAGAUUUUUGUUGUUUUGACACUUUGAAUGUUGCUCAUGUAAUAUUGUUAUAAAAUUUUGCUGAUGCUUUUUAUUUUUGUAUGGAUUUUUGUCGGGGAAGAUGAAACAUUAUGGUCUCCUUGCCUGUUGUCAAAAAUGUUUUAAUAGAUGAAAGUAAUUUUGGAUGGA